AAGAAAAUGAACGAAAAAUUCAAUAUGGCUACUGAAACGUCAGUGUCAGAUUGUGAUAAAUAAACACAGAUGUUAGGCCUUUUCAAACAAAGUAUUCUUAUUUUGUAAAUAAUAUACUAUAGUUGAUACAUAUUUUUAAUAAUUUUAAUUGGCCAUUGCGACUAAAUCCACUUGUUGUUUCUGCAGCAUUUAUUAACAGAUGUCUAACAUAAUUCCUCCACUGCUAAGUGAUACACCUCCACCACCUCCAGAUGUUGAUGAACAUGAUGAAGAUGAAUUUGGAGAUUUUAUUGGUACCAACAAUGUUUCAUUUGAUUGCGACGAUGGUUGUUCUCCUCCAGGAUCUCCGCUACAACUUCCCGUCGAGCCCUUUGUCUUUGAUAGGAUGCCACCCGAAAUCACUGACUUUAAUAGUAACAGUAAACCAAGUAGAGUAGAGCAAAUACCAGAACUAGAUACCUCAAAAGAUUUUCAUGAUAAGAGGAAAAACGCUAUUAAUGAAACUAGUGAGAUACCGUUACGUUCUGAUCAAUUAUUCAAUGCCCUUUCAGUCAAUAAGGAUGCUAUCCAACUGAAUAAAACAGAGGAAAUUAUUGAAACCAACUGUGAUAAAGAAGAAACCUUCUCCAGUCAAAGUGAAAUUAUUAAGUUAAGUAGUGAGCAUUUUAAGGACCACCCGGCACCUUCAACACUAGCAGAAAAUUUGCCAAUUAAUAAUCCUACGGAUUUAAGUGAACCAACGUCAUCAGUAAUCGCAAAUGGAGUUGACGUCCGCAGCAGCUCCAGCUCGGAUAUUUCAGGAAAUACCGCAGAAGUCCUUGAAGGGUUGAAACCGGGUGAUCAACUAGGGGACACAUCUAGCGCCCUACAUCAACAGAUUCCACCAAACAGUCUGAGAUUUGAACAUCCCCAAGCUUCAGCAAAGUCAACAGAAAAUGGGCUUUGUGAAGCAAGUCCUGGUUCUCCCUCACCAGGCCCUGAAAAACAAAAUUGCCCUCAGUUGGCUAACGAUGUAGAAGCGCCUCAGUCUCCAAUUAAAUAUGCUGAUAGUGAUUUUGAGGAUUUUCAGAGUAGUGCAUUAGAAAACAGUCAGGAAUCAAAUACGGAUUUUUUCGCGAAUUUUGAUUCAUUGCCAGCAAAACCAAUCGAAACUCCUGAAGAUGAUGAAUUUUGUGAUUUUGUCACACCGCAAGCGGGCAAAGAAACUGGCGCUGGCAUACCUGAGUUUGCCAACUUCGACAGUUUCUCCUGCUCAACUGAUGCGGAAGAUGAGUUUGGAGAUUUUGCCACAACUACCAUAGAGCCUGAAAGUCAGUUAGAUGGAGCAGAUGGGAAAAUACUGUUACUAAACGAGACAGAGGCGCUAGAAAAAGCUACCCAAAUUGUACAGGAGAUGUUUCCUCCGCUGGAACAGCCGCAACCGGAUUUUACCUUCGGCGGCUUAGAAGCUGAUGAUGAGAUUUUCAACCAGAUCAAAAACAUCACCGACACUCACGCGCUAUCUUAUCACUGGACGAAAUCAGCUAGCCAAAAGCUGCUGCUCAAGUCACUCAACAUCGAUUCAAGAAACAUUAUGUUUGGACCAGGGUGGAACCCCGCGAUGCCCCGAUUCGCCUCCAGUUUAAGCGUACAACCGUUAGAGCCAAUCAAGUCAGAAAUACUCACUCCCAUGUCCAUAAAGGAUCUUAGUAGGUCCAGGACUGCCAAAGAGUCUGCAACUGCGGAUGGUUCGAAGAUCGGAGACGUACCUUUGAUGAAACCAAUUGCAUUCUCCUCUUGCUCCAUGCUGCUUGAUCUAGACCAGUUCGGAGCCCAUCUGGACGCUCCUUGCUUGACCAGCACUCCUUUAUCAAGCCAUAUCCCUUCCCCAAAUAAAGAGUUACUUAGUUGGGAGUCCUGGUUGCAAUCUUUACCCGUCAAGGAACCCAGCAGCGCCCCAACUGCUUCCACUAUCGGCGAUAUUUUGGAACUGAAAGAGUCCAAGUGUGGUUCAAUCGAGUCGAACAAGCAAACUCCCCAAACUGAUUUGGAUGUAAAGCCGGCGGUGGAAGUGCAGCUGAAUGAUUUUGAUGAUUUUGUGUCGCAUCUGCCGCCAGUUAACCAGACUGCUUCACAUGGGCACAGUAUUAUUUUAAGAGAAACUCACAUCUCCAACAAGGCGCCUGGCAAAAGUGAAGACACCGAUAUCGUCAGCUGGUUGGAGCCUACCAUAGUAACUCCGGAACUGAUCCGGAAAGAGCGACAAUUUGUUGAGGGCGAAGAGGAGUUUGAUGAUUUUCAAAUGAUUGUCGCUGAAAGCCAAGCUAGUCAGAUUUCAGACACUGUGAACAGUUUAACAGUCAAGGCUGUAGCUGUGCUUCAACCGCACCCCAUAGUGAAUCAGGAAAGCAAAGUAGUUGUAAAAUGCUCUGAGGAAGAGGCCAGUGGUGAACAUAAACCGGCUGUGGUGGCUGUUGGCAAAGUUGCAGCUGCAGAGGACGAGUUUGGAGAGUUUACAUUUUCAGUGCCGAAUUGCGCCAAUGCAGUCAAAAGCGAACCCUCCAAAGCUCCUGCUGCUUUAUCCCUUUUGGAGCCUUUAAAGCCAUCGAUUGUUAAGGGCCGAAAUGUUGCCUCGAUCAGCUGGCCGGAUCCUGGUGUAACUGAAGACGAAAUCAGCAGGUUCGAAGCUCUAGGAUAUGCCCGCACCCAACAGCAAGAACCUCCAAAAGAAGCAGGGGCUGUUUCCAAACCCCUAUCCAGUACAAAGCCGACUUCAAAACCCACUCAAAAGGUUGAGGAUGAGGAGUGGUCGGAUUUCGUUUCGGUUCAAAACGCAUCCCCCAUUCACAAGCUGAAGGUGGAAAAAGAGCGCAGUUCCACUCCCGAUUUGCCCUUGUCGGUGCUGAAUUUGGGCACGGUUCAUCCAACAAAGCAACCCAUUCCUGUGAUAACUCCAAACGGUUUAAUGCAAACCAAACUAUCGUCUAAUAUGCCGUUGAACUUAUCGAAUAAGGUGCCCCAGAAGAACAAGGUGUAUCCGCAAACUCAAGUUCAAUUCAACCACGUUUACCAACCGUCUAUUAUCAGCAAUCAGUUCGCAAGUCAGGCAUACGGCGGCUUCAAUAGCUAUCAGCCGCAAGCGUCGAAUAGCUUGAAAUCUAGCACAGAAGACGAUGAGUGGAGCGACUUCGUGUCUCAUCAGUCCACAGCGAAGCCGCAUCAGCCUAAUCAGUUUCCUGGCUGGAGCAACUCCACACCUCAUGUUAUGCAGAGUGGCUCUAGUGGGCAGAAGCAAGUGAAAAAGGCCCCGAGUUCAUACCUGGGCAAGAACACUGCAAUGUCGAACGUCUCUGUUCCGGACCUGGACUUUCUAGCCCCCAGAAAUCGGACUUCACACCGUAAAUGACUAAAGGAGCAGAUUAUCUUGUAAGUUUUGUUGCUGCUCUACUAUUAUUUCCUCAAGUGAAUUGAUUUGUUGCAAGAAUACUUAAUCAUCCGUUUAGCCGGCGACAAAUAAUUAAUCACCCAGAUGAGUGGAUUACGUUACGGAAUACUUGAUUUAACGAGUAAAUGCGAAAAGCGCUUGUAAAUAUUCGUUGAACAAAAUGUAUGAAUGUUGUAAACUGCCGACUUUUAGGACUUUUUCGCAUUUGUACAUAGAACGAACCGUUUUUGCUCUAGAAAGAUCGUCACAAUUUCUGCAUGAUAUUGGUUUUGUUUAAUUUUAUUUAUUUAUUAAUCCUGCAUUUUAAUCGAUUGAUUUUGCGUAGGCACUUAGUAUUUGCUUCACGUAGAACGUCCAGAAAUACAGUGAGUGGUUGGGUUCUGCUAUAGCGGGUGUCCCAGAAUUAUAACAAUAUUUCCAAUAUAUUCUUUUGCGAAUUCAUUGUCUAUGAAAAUCGGGGACACUCGGUAUGCAGUGUUUUUGUUUGUUUAGUAACAUUAACAGCUAUUGUUAUGGGCAGCGACAAGUGCAAGUCGAGUAUUAUUUUUUACGUAUUUAUUUAAUUUAUCACUUUUUCAUCAUUCAACUAGCAAUAUAUUAUCUAUGAACUUUUAGUAUUAUUACCAGUAUACUUCACGGACAUGCGGUUUUUGCAAAAGGAAUCAGAUUGAGGAUGUUGUAGAAUCAUUAAUACUUUGAUGUAACAUGUUUUUUGGAUUUGUGCGCAUUUGCGGCUUAGCAAUAAGGAUGUUUUACUUAGUUAAGUAUUAGCUGGAUUCAGUAUUCGUUUAUGGUUUCGUUUAGUGUGCGCACUUAUGGUUUAUUAUGCAAAGUGAUUGGGGUUUAGUGAAUAUUCACAGCUUGAGUACUGUUGUAAAUAUUGUAUAACGACUUGUUACUAUAACAUUCCAAAUAAAUUUAUUAUUACAA
Messenger RNA from Dendroctonus ponderosae (mountain pine beetle), 4354 nucleotides. RefSeq lists its product as uncharacterized. Gene Ontology annotation, cellular component: trans-Golgi network membrane; AP-1 adaptor complex. The transcript is spliced from 6 exons. Lineage: Eukaryota; Metazoa; Arthropoda; Insecta; Coleoptera; Curculionidae. Bases 200 to 3385 code for a protein of 1061 amino acids. The record is from RefSeq and is a predicted model, not a curated record. Gene Ontology annotation, biological process: intracellular transport. Gene Ontology annotation, molecular function: clathrin binding.